AUGGUGAAUGGUGGUAAAGGGUCAACGAAAAAAUCGAACCUUGAUCGAUUCCUCCAUUGCACAACACCUGUAGUGCCACCACAAUCUCUCCCCAAGGCGGAGAUUAGAACCCUAAAUCGAUUGUGGCAUCCAUGGGAGAGAGAAAAGGUGGAGUGUUUCAGGCUGAGUGAUUUGUGGGAUUGUUACGAUGAAUGGAGCGCUUAUGGAGCAAGCGUACCUAUUCAUCUAACCAAUGGAGAAUCUCUGGUUCAAUACUAUGUUCCUUAUCUCUCUGCCAUCCAGAUUUUCACCUCUCAUUCCUCCUUGAUCCGAUUAAGGGAAGAGUCUGAAGACGGGGAAUGCGACGGUAGAGAUCCGUUUAGCGAUUCAGGUAGCGAUGAGAGUGUCUCAGAGGAAGGACUUGAGAACAAUGGGAUCUUGCACCCGAAUGAUCGGUUGGGUUACCUUUAUCUCCAAUACUUUGAGGGAUCAGCUCCUUACACCAGAGUGCCUCUCAUGGAUAAGAUCAAUGAAUUAGCUCAAAGAUACCCUGGACUGAUGUCGUUGAGAAGCGUAGAUCUUUCUCCAGCAAGCUGGAUGUCCGUAGCGUGGUACCCGAUUUAUCAUAUACCAAUGGGAAGAACCAUUAAAGACUUAUCCACUUGUUUCCUCACUUACCACACCCUUUCUUCUUCUUUUCAAGAUAUGGAACCGGAAGAAAAUGGUGGGGAUAAGGAGAUGAUGCAGAAGGAAGGGGAAGACAUAACUCCGGUCCCGUUUGGGAUGGCUACUUACAAGAUGCAAGGCAAUGUUUGGCUUUCGCAUGAGCACGAUGACCAAGAGAGAUUGGCUUCGCUUUAUAGCGUUGCGGAUUCUUGGCUGAAACAGCUUAGGGUCCAACAUCAUGACUUCAACUACUUCUGCAGUAUGUCGAUGGCUCAUCGUGGCUAA
Thlaspi arvense is the source of this 930-nucleotide messenger RNA. The record is from the annotation of a GenBank genome assembly. NCBI's taxonomy places the organism in Eukaryota, Viridiplantae, Streptophyta, Magnoliopsida, Brassicales, Brassicaceae.